AUGCGUCCACAUAGUCUUGUGGUUCUCUUCACCAUCACAGAUGACUCACUAGGUGCUGUUACUGUAAGACAGUCCUUUCAGCAUCUAGGUCUAUCUCAAGCUCUUGCUGGUUCCAGUCUAACAACCCCUCUAUCAUUAAUCUUCCACUUCAAAAAGCUUUUCAGGCAGUGGAGUCUUAACCUUGCGGCCAACAAUUUGAUGGCCAUACUAGACAAUCACAUAAGCAAGCCCGGUUGGCGUUGCGACAAUGAUGGUGGCAAUGGCUUUUUUGGUGAUGAGUAUUUCAAUGCAGGAUACAUGCAGCAUGGAGCAGAAACAGUGCACUCAGCAAAUCCGAAUAUUCUUGUCGUUUUCUCUGGCUUGAAUUUCGACUUAGACUUGUCUUUCCUUGGAAAUAAAUCAGUGAAUCUCUCAUUCACUAAAAAACUAGUAUUUGAAGCACAUAGGUACGGAUUUACAGAUUUAGCUAUAUGGGAAGGCAAUGAUGUGAACAAAGCUUGUGGAAUCGUGCGAGAUGACAUGACGAGCAAGACAGGAUUUUUGUUGGACAAGGGGUUUCCAUUAUUUGUGAGUGAAUUUGGGAUGGACGAAAGAGAGACCAAUACAAAUGACAACAAAUUCAUGAAUUUCUUCUUGAGUUAUGCAGCUGAACUUGACUUUGAUUGGGCCAUUUGGGCACUCACUGGGAGUUACCACAUUAGAGAGGGAACAACUGAUAUGGAGGAGUUCGAUGGGCUACUUAAUUUUGAUUGGAGCGGUGUUCGAAAUCCAGGAUUUUUGCAGAGGAUCUCCACAAUCCAAUCUCCCUCUAAACGUAUGAAAGCUGGGAAGUUUCAGUCAGCUGUCACUUCUUUCUUCUCUACCUAUUCAGUCAAGAACCAGGAGCAGCCAUGCCCAGACCAUUAA
Messenger RNA from Quercus lobata, 906 nucleotides. Its product is annotated as glycosyl hydrolase 5 family protein-like. Gene Ontology annotation, molecular function: hydrolase activity, hydrolyzing O-glycosyl compounds. The record is from RefSeq and is a predicted model, not a curated record. The transcript is spliced from 5 exons. The coding region runs from base 1 to 906 and encodes 301 amino acids. Gene Ontology annotation, biological process: polysaccharide catabolic process. Lineage: Eukaryota; Viridiplantae; Streptophyta; Magnoliopsida; Fagales; Fagaceae.